Messenger RNA from Penicillium odoratum, 552 nucleotides. Its product is annotated as cupin domain-containing protein. NCBI's taxonomy places the organism in Eukaryota, Fungi, Ascomycota, Eurotiomycetes, Eurotiales, Aspergillaceae. Bases 1 to 552 code for a protein of 183 amino acids. The transcript has a single exon. The record is from RefSeq and is a predicted model, not a curated record.
AUGAGCGAAGAACAGCUACACCUUCCCUCCCUGAACCGGUAUAUUACCGCACACGACCAGAAUGGCAAAGCCGUCUUUUCCAACCGCCUCUCCGAGUCUAUGCCCAGGCAGGAAGUCAACGGAUAUCCGUUCAGUCUAGCAUAUACCUCAAAUGAAUUCCCGGUCCAGCUUUCCGAAGACGCUGAUAUCACGAGAUACGAGGCCAAUCUGAUCUCGCCCCCUGGCCUCACUAUUUCGACCGGAACCGUUUGCCGAAUUGUCGACUUCCCACCCGCUGCCGAAAGCCCCAUGCAUCGCACUGUUUCGUUGGAUUACGGUGUUGUGUUGGAGGGCGAAGUAGAACUAUCUCUAGAUAGCGGAGAGAAGCGGGUUAUGAGGAGAGGGGACGUUGCAAUCCAACGUGCCACGAAUCAUGCUUGGAGGAAUGUUACACCAAACGGCGGGUGUGCGAGAAUGCUGUAUGUUCUUACUCCUUGCCAGCCUAUCCAGGUGGAGGGCUUGGGUGUGCUCGGCGAGAAGGUUGAGGGAAUUGAUGUGAAGGCUAGUGAAUAA